AUGAAGCUCCUGAACGCUGCUGGGUUCCUUGUUCUGGUGCCCACCUUGACGCCAGCUCUGGACCCCCUCAGCACCUCCUUCUUCAUGGGAGGCGCUGCUGCUGUUUGGCAGCUCCUCUUCCCUGGCUCGUGGCUCAGGUGCAGCCUCUUGGAGUGCUGCAGCAUGAGGGACACGCUGAACAUCUCAGUCUUGAAGAUGCAUUUGGAGCAGAAGGUCUUCGGCCAGCAUCUUGCUGGCCAAAUAGUUCUGAGAGCUCUGAGUGCAAAUGUUCAUUCCCAUCGGCCCAGGAAGCCUCUGGUCAUGUCCUUCCACGGCUGGACAGGAACGGGCAAAUCAUUUGUCAGCAGUAUCAUUGCAGAGAACCUCUAUCAGCCUGAUGCACCACGGAGGAUGUUUGUGCACCACUUCAGCACAGUACUGCACUUCCCACAUGCCUCACAUGUCCAUCUGUAUAAGGAGCAGCUGCAGAAUUGGAUCCGGGGGAAUGUCAGCGCCUGUCCAAGGUCCCUCUUCAUCUUCUCCGAAAUGGAUCAGAUGCCACAUGGCCUGAUCGACUCCAUCAUGCCCUUCCUUGGCUACCGCAAAGAGAUCAACGGUGUUUAUUACGGCAAGGCAAUCUUCCUCUUCCUGAACAACGCCGGAGGAGAUAAAAUAACAGAGGUUGCUCUUGAUUAUUGGAGAAGGCAGAAAAGAAGAGAAGAAAUCCCUUUAAAGGAGCUGCAGUCUCUGAUGUCUGAGGAAAUUUUCAACAACAAGAACAGUGGUUUCUUCCACAGUCAACUGAUCCAGAAGAACCUAAUUGACUAUUUCAUUCCUUUCCUUCCUCUCGAAUAUCGACACGUGAAAGAGUGUGUCCGGCGGGAGCUCCGCUUGGGAGGCCACCUCGAGGAUGAAGACCUCAUGACGGAGAUUGCCUCGGCCAUGACUGACUAUCCCAGUGAGGAAAGACUCUACUCCAGCAAAGGCUGCAAGACUGUGGCCUCCAGAGUGAUUCUGAGCGUCUAGACAUUCCA
Tinamus guttatus (white-throated tinamou) is the source of this 1013-nucleotide messenger RNA. Its product is annotated as torsin-1A. The record is from RefSeq and is a predicted model, not a curated record. Gene Ontology annotation, biological process: nuclear membrane organization; protein localization to nucleus. Lineage: Eukaryota; Metazoa; Chordata; Aves; Tinamiformes; Tinamidae. Gene Ontology annotation, molecular function: ATP binding; kinesin binding; ATP hydrolysis activity. Gene Ontology annotation, cellular component: endoplasmic reticulum lumen; endoplasmic reticulum; nuclear envelope.